Neurospora hispaniola is the source of this 1230-nucleotide messenger RNA. RefSeq names its product putative translation elongation factor eEF-1, gamma chain. Bases 1 to 1230 code for a protein of 409 amino acids. Gene Ontology annotation, biological process: translational elongation. The record is from RefSeq and is a predicted model, not a curated record. The transcript is spliced from 4 exons. Gene Ontology annotation, molecular function: translation elongation factor activity. NCBI's taxonomy places the organism in Eukaryota, Fungi, Ascomycota, Sordariomycetes, Sordariales, Sordariaceae. Gene Ontology annotation, cellular component: nucleus; cytoplasm.
AUGGCCUUCGGAAAGCUUUACACCUACGAGGCGAACCCCCGCUCCACGGCCAUCUUGGCUGUCGCGAAGGCCAACAACCUCGACCUCGAGGUUGUCAAGGUCGACCUCGAGGCUGCCAUCGAGGAGUACAAGAAGGUCAACCCUCUCGGCAAGGUCCCCACCUUCGUCGGUGCCGACGGCUACACUCUCUUCGAGUGCAUCGCCAUCGCCAUCUAUGUCGCUUCCCAGAACGAGAAGACCACUCUCCUCGGCAAGACCAAGCAGGACUAUGCCUCCAUCCUGAAGUGGCUCUCUUUCUUCAACACCGAGGUCCUUCCCCCCCUUGCUGGCUGGUACCGCCCUCUCCUUGGCAAGGCUCCCUACAACAAGAAGGCUGUUGAGGACGCUCAGGCUACUGCCCUCAAGGCCAUCUCUGUCGCUGAGGCCCACCUCAAGAACAACACCUUCCUUGUUGGCGAGCGCAUCACCCUUGCCGAUCUCUUCGCCACUGGCAUCAUUGCCCGCGGCUUCGAGUUCUUCUUCGACAAGGCCUGGCGCGAGCAGUACCCCAACGUCACCCGUUGGUACACCACUGUCUACAACCAGCCCAUCUACUCGGCCGUUGCUCCUCCCUUCGCUCUCCUUGAUACCCCCAAGUUGACCAACGUCGCCCCCAAGAAGGCUGAGGCCCCUAAGCCCGCCGCCGCCCCCAAGCCCGCUGCUGCUCCCGCCGCUGCCGCUGAGGAGCCCGCUGAGGCCCCCAAGCCCAAGCACCCCCUUGAGGCCCUUCCCCGUGCCUCUUUCCCCCUCGACGAGUGGAAGCGCCAGUACUCCAACGUUGACACCCCCGAGGCCCUCAAGUGGUUCUGGGAGAACGUUCCCUUCACUGAGUACUCCAUCUGGAAGGUCAACUACAAGUACAACGAUGAGCUCACCCUCACCUUCAUGUCUAACAACUUGAUUGGUGGCUUCAACAACCGUCUUGAGGCUUCUCGCAAGUACCUCUUCGGCUGCGCCUCCGUCUAUGGCACCAACAACGACUCCGUCAUCCAGGGUGCCUUCGUCAUCCGUGGCGAUGACUGGAAGCCCGUCUUCGACGUCGCUCCCGAUUAUGAGAGCUACGAGUUCACCAAGCUCGACCCCCAGAACCCUGAGGAUCGCGCUUUCGUCGAGGCUGAGUGGUCCUGGGACAAGCCCGCCCUUGUCAACGGCAAGGAGUACCCCCACGCCUCCGGCAAGGUCUUCAAAUAA